AUGUCUCCCUCAGCUGUUGACCCCCCCGCGUCCGUCGGCAACGUUAAGCCGUCCAAGGCCAACAUUGGCGUCUACACCAACCCCGCACACGACCUGUGGAUUGCGGAGGCCGAGCCCAAGCUGGAGGCCGUCCAGGCCGGAGAGGGACUGGCACACGGCGAGGUCACCGUGGCUGUCAGGAGCACCGGUAUCUGCGGAUCCGAUGUUCACUUCUGGAAGCACGGAUGCAUCGGACCCAUGAUUGUUGGGGGCGACCACAUCCUCGGCCACGAGUCCGCCGGUGAGAUUCUGGCCGUUCACCCCAGCGUUACCCACCUCAAGGUCGGCGACCGUGUCGCCAUCGAGCCGAACAUCAUCUGCAACGCUUGCGAGCCCUGCUUGACUGGUCGCUACAACGGCUGCGAGUCGGUCCAGUUCCUGUCUACCCCCCCCGUUCCGGGUCUGCUGCGUCGAUACGUCAACCACCCUGCCGUGUGGUGCCACAAGAUCGGUAACAUGUCCUACGAGGAUGGUGCGAUGCUGGAGCCCCUGAGUGUUGCUCUGGCUGGUAUGCAGCGUGCCGGCGUGCGCCUCGGCGACCCGGUCCUCGUCUGCGGUGCUGGGCCCAUCGGUCUGAUCACUCUGCUCUGCGCCAAGGCUGCCGGUGCUUGCCCGCUGGUUGUCACUGAUAUCGAUGAUGGACGUCUGGCCUUCGCUAAGGAGCUUGUGCCCAGUGUCAUCACCCACAAGGUUGGCCGUGGCACUGCCGAAGAGGAGGCCCAGCGCAUCGUUGAGUCUUUCGGAGGCGUCGAGCCUGCUGUGGCUAUGGAGUGCACUGGUGUCGAGAGCAGCAUUGCCUCCGCUAUCUGGGCGUGCAAGUUUGGCGGCAAGGUCUUCAUCAUCGGUGUCGGCCGCAACGAGAUCAACAUCCCCUUCAUGCGCGCCAGUGUCCGCGAGGUUGACGUUCAGCUGCAGUACCGUUACUGCAACACCUGGCCCCGUGCCAUCCGUCUGGUGGAGAGCGGCGUGAUUGACCUCAGCAAGCUGUGCACACACAAGUUCAAGUUGGAGGAUGCUCUUGAUGCCUUCGAGACAGCCAGAGACCCCAAGACUGGCGCCAUCAAGGUCCAGAUUCAGAGCUUGGACUAA
Colletotrichum truncatum is the source of this 1128-nucleotide messenger RNA. Its product is annotated as l-arabinitol 4-dehydrogenase. Gene Ontology annotation, biological process: D-sorbitol catabolic process. Gene Ontology annotation, molecular function: L-iditol 2-dehydrogenase (NAD+) activity. The record is from RefSeq and is a predicted model, not a curated record. NCBI's taxonomy places the organism in Eukaryota, Fungi, Ascomycota, Sordariomycetes, Glomerellales, Glomerellaceae.